Molecule: messenger RNA, 4466 nt
Organism: Amphibalanus amphitrite
Lineage: Eukaryota; Metazoa; Arthropoda; Thecostraca; Balanomorpha; Balanidae
Exons: 1
Coding region: 3783-4343 (186 amino acids)
Source: RefSeq, a predicted model, not a curated record
CUGGUCACAUGAGGUGGCAGUGUGCCAAGCGGGACCAUCGUUGUCAGCGGUGCGGGUCCCUGGGGCAUGUGGAAACUGUUUGUGGCAGGUACCCUCAGGCGGAAAACUGGCGGGGAACCGUCCCGGGGUCCGGGGUCGGGUCCCGCGAUCUGACGCAGGGCCAGCCGACGGCGUAAUCACGUUGCAACCGGAUAUGACAUUCACUGCGCUGUUGAACGGAGUCAGUUGCACAUGCUUACUGGACACUGGCAGUAACAUCAGUAUAGUCAAUCGUUCGGUGUUUGACGCUCUCCCGGGCCGGCCGUCGCUGCGCAAAACCACGGUGCGUGCCAAAACUGCCUCUCUGGAUGAUCUUCCGUUGUUGGGAACAACCGUCUUGUCGUUUGAUUUUGGGGUAACUUGUGCAUCGGUUCCUGUAUUUGUAUCGGAGUCCAUCGAUGUGCCGUGUCUCCUUGGGCUGGACUUUUUACGUGUGUGCCCGUGCGUCAUUGAUGUCCGACGGAGCCGGCUGGUACUGACGCCAACAGCUGCUGUGCGUUCGGUGUCGGCCGAAGCCGUCUCUGUGGGGAAUGUGGUGGUGAGUCGUGACACGGUGAUAUAUCCGGGUGAUGAGGUACUCGUACGUGGUUUUGUGUCCCGCUGUGACUAUCGUGGCCCAGCUGUUGUGCAACCCCAGCUGGAGAUUGUGGGUCUUGAGUUCGUCAGUACGCUAGUCGAGGUGUCCGGGCCAUCCGUACCUUGUGUGGUUCGGAACAUAACGACUGAACCGAUAUCGAUUCUUAAACGUAGUGAAUUGGGGCAACUUGAAGUGGGGUUUGCUGAGGAGAUUGCGGACGCGCCCAUUAGCCCUCACGGUAGAAAUGUUUGUGAUAAGUUUGAUUUGAACACAUGUGGGCUAUCUGAUGAGCAAAAGGACCAGGUAAGGGAUGUACUGAACAAACACGAACAGAUGUUUGACGGACAUAUUGGUUUUACCACCCUAGUUAGCCACAGCAUUGACACGGGUGACAGCCCGCCGGUGCGUCAGCCACCGAGACGCAUACCUACCCAUCUUGCCACUGAAGUGAAGGCGCAGAUAGAGGAUCUUGUGAGACAGGGUGUGCUGGAGGAGUGUAUGGGAAGCUGGGCUUCCCCGAUCUGCCUGGUGAGACGGAAAAACGGUAAGAUUCGCAUAUGUGCGGAUCUCCGGCGGCUCAAUUCCGUAACUCGACCAUCAUCUUAUCCCAUUCCUCGUGUGGAUGAGUCACUUGAAGCGCUAUCAGGUUCCAACAUGUUCUGUGUCUUGGAUAUGAACAACGCGUAUUUUCAGGUGGGAGUGGAUCCGGAUGACAAGGACAAAACUGCCAUAAUCACUCCUUUUGGCUGCCAUCGCUAUUCUCGGAUGCCGUUCGGCUGUUCGGGAGCCCCUUCCACGUGCGCUCGGCUGCUCGAUGUGGUGCUCAAAGAUGUGCCAUCUUCCAGUUGUGUUCACUAUUUUGACGAUGUGAUUGUUCAUGGUUCUGAUUUUAAAGAUGUGCUGGCCAAACUAGACUGUGUUCUGACUCGUUUGCAGGAUGCUGGUCUGACAUUGAACCCGGAAAAGUGUGAGUUAUUUCGUUCCAGCGUCACAUUUUUAGGUCAUGUUGUUUCUAGUGAAGGAAUUGGAACCGACCCAGAAAAGGUUAGGAAAAUUUUGGAGUGGCCGCAGCCGUGCAAUGUGAAGGAACUUGGUAGUUUCCUUGGGUUGGCAUCUUACUUCCGCAAAUAUAUUCCUCACUUUGCAGAAGUGGCAGCCCCGUUAUUCAAACUUACCCAGAAAGAUGUCACGUUCUCUUGGUCACCAGAGGCACAGUCUUCGUUCGAGGCGCUGAAGACUGCUCUGACGGACGCUCCAGUGAUGGCCUUUCCACAGUUCGGAGACGGUGCUGGUGUCUUCACGCUGGACUGUGACGCGAGCGAUGAAGGCGUUGGAGCGGUCUUGUUACAGGAGCAGGGUGGCGUGGAUCGGGUCGUAGCCUACGGAAGCCGCCGACUGUCCAAGGCUCAGCGAAAUUAUAGCACGACGAGGAAGGAGCUGUUGUCGUGCGUUUUAUUCACGCAACAUUUUCGGCACUACCUUCUUGGCCGUAAGUUUCGGUUACGUUCAGACCAUGCCAGUCUCCAGUGGCUUUUAAAUUUCAGACAUCCUACUGGAGUGAUUGCCAGGUGGUUUGAAAUUUUGUCAGAGUUCGAUUUUGAUAUUUUGUAUCGUCCAGGUGCAGAGAACGUUGUCGCCGACGCGCUGAGCCGACGACCGGCUGACCGGGUGGAAGUCUCCACACAGACCGACGAGCCCACUGUCCGUGCAGUUUCAGCCCUUUCGUGGUCGUCCAGCUACCUCAGGGAACAGCAGGAUCAGGACGGGGCUGUUGCUGAAGUAACGCGUUUUCUGUCCGCGGGUGUGAAACCUCGAAGGCGUGAGGUGUCUGCGGCGGUGUCGCCGUUCCUCGGGCAGUGGUCUAGGCUGACUCUUCUGAAUGGUGUUCUUUACAGGAUGUACAAAAGACGUGCUGGUGAAGCUGAGAGACUGCAGGUUGUCGUGCCUGAGUCGCUGGUUCCGGGAGUGCUGACAUCGCUCCAUGCAGGUCCGGCUGGUGGUCACUUUGGAGCUGAAAAACUUCUGGAACAGAUUCGGGCCAGGUUCUGGUGGCCUGACAUGGCUCGCAGUGUUGAGACGUUUUGCAGGAGCUGUGAGCGGUGUAACACCAGAAAGGACCCGGUCCCUCGACCUCGUGCUGGCAUGGGGGAAUUGUAUGCAGCUGAGCCUUUUGACACUGUGUGCAUUGACAUUUUGAGUGGAUUGCCGACAACUGGUAGGGGAAAUAAGCAUCUGCUUGUGGUGUGUGACGCGUUUACACGCUGGUGUGAAACAUACCCUCUUCCUGACAUGAAGGCCACGACUGUAGCCUCAACUCUGGUCAAUGAGUUUUUUGCCAGGUACGGCUGCCCUCGGCGACUGCAUUCUGAUGGUGCUGCAAAUUUUACAGGUGCGAUUCUCGCGGAAACCUGUCGGUUGCUGGGGAUUGAAAAGUCGAAAAUAUCGUCCUAUCAUCCAGAGGGGAACGCUAAGGCUGAGCGCCUCAUGCGUACCAUUCUCGGCAUGCUCUCAAAGUACCUCGACAAUAAUCACACGGAAUGGGAUCUACACCUCCCUUUGCUAAUGCUGGGGUACCGCGCCCAAAUCCAUUCUUCGCUGGGGUACUCACCCUAUUAUCUGAUGUUUGCGCGCGAACCAAAACUGCCAGCGGAGGCGGUGUUGGGUGCGCCAGUGCCGACGAGUAGUCGAUCAGUGGCAGAGUAUGUGGACGGGCUUUGCGCUAGUCUGCGGUUGGCGCACCACUUUGCCAUCUCUGCAUCUGAUCGCCGGCACGCUCGCAACAAACGAGCUUAUGAAAGUAAGUUGAACGAGUUCACAUUUCACCCAGGCGACCUGGUUUACCUACACAAAGCGGUAGUUCCCGUUGGUCAGUACUACAAAUUCUUGAGACCUUGGAAGCCCGCUACGAUACUCCGGAAAGUGGGCGAUAUGAAUUACAGGGUAAAGCUCGAUGGCAAUGGUAAAACGAUUUUGGUUCACCAUAAUCGGCUAAAGCCUCGAGCUGUGUCCCCGAGAGACGUGUCUGAGGAGCCCGAGUCCGAGUCUGUUGGACCUGAUGUUGAUGGUGUUCCUGAUGUGCGUGCCGAGCAAAUUGUCCCCAAAGCCGGCCGAUACGGAACGCACAGUGCAUUAGAUAAUCGUGGUUCCCUUGAAGUUACAGCGCCGGAUGUGUCUACCUGUGUUGGUGUUGUGUCAGAUGUGUGGAACAAUGGAGGGGAGUGGAUUGUGUGCAGUGGUGUCCCGUCUGACGCCGCCUAUGCCCCGUCUGACGCCGACGUUGUUCCGUCUGACGCCGCCGGUGUCCCGUCUGACGCCGCCGGUGUCCCGUCUGACGCCGCCGGUGUCCCGUCUGACGCCGCCGGUGUCCCGUCUGACGCCGCCGGUGUCCCGUCUGAUGCCGCUGGUGGCCCUCUCGACGUUGUUGUGGCCCCUCUUGACGUUCCUGAUGCCUCACCUGGCGCUGCUGGUGCCCAUCCUGACGCUGUUGGUGUCCAGUCUGGCGCCGCUCGUGCCCCUCCUGACGCUGCUGGGAUCCCUUCUGGUGCUGCUGGGAUCCCGUCUGACACUGCUGGUGUCCAGUUUGACAUCGUGGAUGCCGGUGCCACGCCUGGUGUUCUGGGUGACGUUGCUGGUGCUCGGGGUGACUCUGGUAAUGCGCAGGGUGAUUCUGUUCAUUAUCAUGAGCGGGGUGACUGUGUUCCGGGCUCUGAUGUUGGCGCUGUUGUGAGUGGGAGUCAAGGUGCGUCUGUGGACUCCGAUGCAGGUGCAAGUGUUGAGUCUGAGUUGGGUCCGGGUGGUGCGCGGCGGCGUCCGGUUCGGUUGCGUAAACCACCCGAUUACUAUGUGCCAU